CGAAGACGAACAGAUGAGAGAAAUACGAUUAUGCUUCACCAGACUCCCUGUCGUGCCUUGCUUUUGCUCGUUCUUUAAUUUUUGACGAGGUAGUGCAGUUUUUAGUUUUUUUCUUGAUGACAGCUCCCAUGGUGUUUUCCUCCGCGGUUGUCACUUUGUUCUCCUUGUUACAUUUUGCGUCACUUUGUCACUCUGCAUUCCCACCCGACGAGGAAUUAUCCCUGAAAAAGAACAACGAGCCAGAGCUACAGCAGCCAGGAGUAGUUACUGACAGCGAACAGGAGUGGCCCGAACAACCCGCAGAGGAGCCACACGACCGACAAGAAGCGUCCGACUCAAAAAGUCUGCCGUGGGGCAUUUCCGAGAGCCAGGUAGACGCGUAUCGAGGCUGUGUGCAAGAUGCGGUGCGGAGCAGAAUCCAUUCGGCAGCGCAGGGCGUGCGACCACGGGAGGACUCAUCUUCAGCUGAACGAGGAGAGGCCGCAGAAGAAGAUGCUGCUUCAUCGCACAUCGGCGAACGUGGACGAGAGCAAGCGCCCUCUGCUGAAAUUUCCACCCAGGUGGAAGUCUCGAAUGUUUGGGUUUCUGUCGAUUUGGAAAAGGACCUCUACGUUCGGGUACCGGUCUUAGUGAACCACACCAGAUUAUGGAUUGUAAAAAUGUCUGGGUCUGGAAACUUGUGAUGCUGGGUGGCGUCUCAUGAUGAGGCCACACAUGCUGGCUCAGCAUGACAAGUUUCUGAGCUUCUAGGUGUUGCCUAUUCUGCAUGACAAACUGCGUUCCUGCAUCACAGAAAAGUUGAGCUCUUGGGUAACGUGCAUGACAGAUUAUGAAGUCAUGCCAGACAAGCAUGACAAACAUGCAUUCUUCCAGACCCAGACAUUUUUACAUUUGAUACAGAUUAUCGUGAAAAAAAAGUGUUACAGUGAGGACACAGUAUGUGGUAAGUUGGGAGACAAGUAAGACCGAUAACCUUAGUCAGGUAGGUCGGGUACAAGUAGUCGUACUAGGCGCAAUGAUUAGGUGCUACGCUACUCGCCACGCACGCCCAUACCAUACCAUAGUCAUGCGGAAAAUGCUUGCGAGCCUCGUACUCGUUUCAUGCGUGCUUAUUUCCCUUGGGAUCUCCGGAUUGCGAGUGUUCUUUUUCACGCAGGACAAUCAACUUUGUGUUUUGUCUGAGCGAAGUAGCAACAAAUGUGUAUUGUGUCAUACUUUUUCCUUGGAUGCAGAUGCUCUUUUGACAACUGGAAGCGGAACCGGGAUUACAAAAUUAUCCUGGAGCACGUUCCAUCGGAGGAGGCCUUCGCGAAUCGAGCGUGGGUGCAGCUGGCGCUGCAGCAAGCUUUUGGUGGUUCAUCUUCAUCUUCGUCGAACAGCCUGGUCCUCGCUGGCACCGAACAUUCAAGGAAGGUCAGUCAGUUCUUCGCGCGUGUGCGGCAGACAAACUGGCACGGGGAGCCGACCCAAACUCGGUUUCGCCCACCUGUGGGCGACUUGUCCCCCACGGUGCUGCGCUACGUCAGGGAGGUGCUGGUAGACAUGAGCUGGAUCUUCGAGCGAUUGCUUUCUUUGAAGCGGAGCGGGAGGUCGAAGGAUGUGGCAGAUGGUGUCGUGGAAAACCGGAGCGGUGCAGAUGUUGAGCAGGCAUCAAUGCCACCCAUUGGUCUCCGCAUCACCGAGAUCGGAGUGGGACACGGCGGACUUGCGCACUGCAUCCACAGUUUUCUCGAGACGAAGUAUGGGGACGCGAAAGAACGUGCUGGUCGGAUGCUGGAUGAAACUGCAGAAGAUAUAAUUACAGAUGACAACGCUUUAAGUAGAAUACGGGAGCACGACAAGGACCAUGAGAGAGUGCAUAAAAAUACUCCUACUUGGUCGAAGAUGGAAAAAAGGAAAUCCGACAUUGCAACGGACACACAGGAGGCGUCCGCAGGCAGCUCAGCAAGAAUGAGCAUCAUCGAGUCCUAUACGCUCGGAGACCUUCCCGAAGUGCAGGAGCUGGCUUUUCUGCAACUGCAAGCGAUGAGCUCGACCCCUGGCGGGUCCGUCCCACCUGACCGCAUCAGAUUCUUCGACAGUACGGGCUUCGUGCCGGAGUUUGCGGAAGGUAAAGAAGUAUUUGAUGUUGAAAGGCGUAAAAACGAAAACAGCAAAGAAAAUGAGGAGGCCACCACGACCAAGCACACAGAUGAAGACAAGGAGGAUCUUCAUUUGAAGAACAUGUUCCCACGCCGCCGUCCCUUUCUCACCGAGCAACAGGACCUCUGUAUCUCCAAUUAUGCUUUUUCGGAGCUGCGGUCCACGGCCCUCGCGGAUUUUUAUGUGGACAAAGUCUUUCGCUUCUGCGACGUCGUCUUUCUGCAGUACAUCCCGAGUUUCGCCCCCGGACUCGCGAUCGACAUGGGCGAGAAAAAUUCUCAUGAUUAUUCGGUGCCAGAAGAGGCUGAGGUUCGUUCUCGCGAGAAACCUGGCCUAGGUUUAUUUCCGGAAGUAGCUGAGCAGACAACGGAAGAAGUCGUGCCUGGACGAGUUGUUUCUGAGGAUGAGACUGGAAGCGGUGGUCUGGUGCGCCAUGACAGCCAGAAAGGCCCACUGAACCGGCACCAUCUCACAGGGUAUUUGCGGAAAAUUUCAGCUGCUAUGGGCAAUGCGGUGCCGUUCACCCGCCUCGUCGUCCCGCCGCCCGCGGACCAUCCAGGAACGACACUGGCCGUGUUUUUUCGCAAUGUGACGGGGGAUGUGGAAGAGUUCUUCACGAAAAAGGAUUUAUUGUACGCACGCUACGUGUUGCCGUAUUUGCAGAACCUGGACAAUAUAAACAAGAACCGAACCUCUUUCGUAGCAAGCCCGGGCACUUUCAGUUCAUCUUCCAUUGCAAGCCCUCAAAAUGAUAUUACGGAACAGAAAUCUAAUAUUGAGAGUUUUUGCGUACCACGAAGUUGUCACGACCGCGAUGUUGAUGCGUGACACCGUUGUUCGUAAAUGAGGGUCUUCAGGCAUAAUUGUGGGAAGGGUAGUUUGUAUGCAGUGAGGUCACGAACGUUGACGUUCUAAUCUAACGUUUUUUUUGACGCCUCGUAUUUCGGCUUUUAUCGCACCGACCUAAGGAGCCGUGAUGCCACGGUAUUGUUUGUCGUCGUCUCGAAGUCGUCUCGCUUCGAAAUCGCUGCUACUUUUUCGAGCAACUACAAUCAAAGAUGUUAUCAAUCAUAACAAGGUCGCUGUUUUGUGUGCCCUCAACUGCUCUCUGACUCGACACGAAAUUUCUUGUUUGAUUAUGCUGAAAAUUGUAUCGAGUCAGGAGUCCCCCUUCGUUGGCGCCAGUGAAUCUCGUUAUGGUGGUUGUGCAAGAACUACAACUCGACGACUCUGCAAAUUUUGCGUCGCUCAGCACGACGUGAGUAAUUACGGUGUCAUGUUUCCACAAUUAGUUGUUUUUCUUCUGGAAAGCAGAAUUUUCUGGGUACCUAUUGGUAUUUUUCUAAAAUGAACUUCGAGAUGCAGGAUUACAUGUACUACACAUUGCUGGAGUUUUUCGUUUUUUUCGUGUACAUGGUUUUAAAGAUGAGUGCCUUAAAAGCGUUGGUCAGUGUGAGGCAAUGCCGCGUGAGCCGCCGACCUGUGCCUCCUCUUGGAGCUGGUCGGCGUAUGCCACUUGUGCACUUUCGUCUUAAACGAUGCUAACGUCCAAAAAAAUAGAAAAGCA
Molecule: messenger RNA, 3709 nt
Organism: Amoebophrya sp. A120
Lineage: Eukaryota; Dinophyceae; Syndiniales; Amoebophryaceae
Source: the annotation of a GenBank genome assembly